Trichoplusia ni (cabbage looper) is the source of this 2339-nucleotide messenger RNA. Its product is annotated as 43 kDa receptor-associated protein of the synapse homolog. Lineage: Eukaryota; Metazoa; Arthropoda; Insecta; Lepidoptera; Noctuidae. The record is from RefSeq and is a predicted model, not a curated record. The transcript has 12 exons. Gene Ontology annotation, molecular function: protein-membrane adaptor activity; acetylcholine receptor binding. Gene Ontology annotation, biological process: chemical synaptic transmission. The coding region runs from base 540 to 2006 and encodes 488 amino acids.
AUGAAUGAUGUAAACGCAUACAUAAUUAAUGUUUCCAGAAAGUUUUCAUGAUACCUGAAUAUGAUAAGUAAAAUCAAAGGAAACAACAAACCUAAAUAAUAUCCACCCCUAUCUUUAACAAUGUCAUAAAAAUAUUUAUACAACAUAAUAACGACUCCAUACAUUUCUUAUUCUGUGAGAACAACAUCCCUUACGAUUGGGGUGUGAACCGUUCCGAAGGACUGGAACCAUCAAAAUUAAGAAAAUAACACUAUUUUGUAUAUAAAUAAGUAGUUAUUAUAUUAAAUAAAGGUGUUUUUGACUAUAUUUUAUUAGUGGGAGUUAGGAAUUACGUGAAUUUUGUGCGUGAAUAGUAUUUUGUUGGUGACACUCAUAGCCUGGUAUACCGCGACCAUGGGUGUAAAUAAAGAUCUCGCGAUGAGUCCCAAAUCCAAUAUGCAACUCCGUCUAUCAUAAGUCAGCGGGCGAGAGCGCUGAGCGAGCAAGAUAGCGCGAUGCACCCAACCAGUAGGUGACGCUGUCGUCUACACCCGCGGAACAUGUCAUGGGACUCCAUCGAGUCGCGUGACUUCCUAGGCGGGGUGCCGGCGCACCAGUUGUCGGCGACACGUCUUCUCAGCUCUCCUGAUCCUUCCAGACACCAUCUCGAUGAGCAGCAAGAGGUAUACCCGUUCUCGGAGGAGUUCCGAGGCGGGGAGCCCCGGAACGGCGCGCUGCGCUGGGGCUCCCGCUUCGGGCCCGCGCACCGCCCGCCCGCCGCCGGCCUGCUCGACUGCUUCCGCGCCUGCCGCUCCCGGCUCGACCAGUACCUCGCCAGGAGGAAGAUCGAGCGCGGCGUCCGCCUAUACGGGCAGAAUGAACAGCGGCUAGCGGUGAAGGUGUGGCUCUCGGCUCUCCGCGGGGUCCGACACCGAAGCGACAAGUUUGCGUUGCUCGGACAUCUCUACCAGGCGUAUAUGGACUUCGGGAAAUACAGAGAAUCCUUAGAAUUCGCCAACCGACAGCUGGGCAUAUCCGAGGAGUUGGACUCCGCGCCAAUGAGGGCUGAAGCCUAUCUCAACUUGGCGCGAGCACAUCAGACCCUGGGCGGAUUGGACAGAGCCCUGUCGUACGCUCGCCAAGCCCUGUACAACGACUGCGGCGGUGGCUCAACAGCGGGUUGUGUUCACCUGACGGUAGCCGCUGUCAGCUUAGAGCUCGGCGCCUUCUCCAAAGCCAUGGACGCCUUCCAGAAAGCUCUAGCCGUGGCACAGGCGCAGAAUGAUAACACGCUGUUACUGCAGGUAUACGUAGGUCUAUCAGAGCUGUGGCGGCGGCUGCGCGACGCGGAGCGCGCGGUGGCGUGCGCGGCGCGCGCCUGCGACCUCGGGCGCGGGCCGCGCGCCGCCGACCUCAACACCCGCCACCACAGGACCGCGCUGCUGCAGAUGGCCGCGGCCUUACGGGCGCGGGGGGAGUUGGGGGAUGCGCAUGAUUAUUGUAAUGAGGCGCUUCGACUAGCAUCAGUGGCUGGCGACCAGGGUUGUUACGCACGUGCAGUUCGCAUCGCCGGCGAUGUCUAUCGAAGGAAAUGUGAUAUUGGGAAGGCUCUCAGGCAUUACGAAGUAGCGAUGGGUGCAGGACAAGCGCUAGGGGAUCGACUAGCUCAGAUGGAAGCUAUGGACGGAGCAGCAAGGUGCUUAGAGGCGCUGCGGCUGCAAGGCCGGAUCUGCAACUGUAGGCCUUUGGAGUUCAACACCCGGUUGCUGGAAGUGGCUACGUCGGUUGGAUCUAAGAUGUUGGUCCGGCGCGUCCGCCUGCGCCUGGCGGAGAUCUACACGGGGCUGGGCGACGCGGCGGCGGCGGAGCGGCAGCGGCGCGCGGCGGCGGCGUGGGCGGCGCCCGCCUGCGCGCGCUGCCGCCAGCCGCUGGCCGACACGCCCGAGCCGCUCGCCUCGCUGCCCUGCGCGCACAUCGUACACCACGCGUAUGUGCUACCCAAUUAUAAGCUUAAAAUAUCAAUUUAAUUUUUAUUGUAACUAUCGUGAGACUGAUUCAUUAUUAAAUGAUGCAACGGUUUACUCAAACGCAUUUAUUGGGGUUGCCCGACUAUUUUCUAACACAACCGGAGUCCUUCAUGAGCUGACGCGGCGGGGCUCAUGAUUAAUGACUUGUGUCUGGUUGCGUCAUUUAAUAAGCAAAUGACUUCUUAUUAUUUUUAUAAUAACUAUCGUGAGACUGAUUCAUUAUUAAAUGAUGCACUGGUUUACUCACGCGCAUUUAUUGGGAUCGCCCGACUAGUUUCGGACUCAACCGGAGUUGGUUGGAGGACCCAAGGACUUUAGUUGCAUCAUUUAAUA